UUCUCUCUCUCUCUCUCUCUCUCUCCAUAAGCCUCUCCAUAUCUUUGUGUUAUAUAAAGACCAUACAACUACCACCUUCUCUGCUGAUUUGCACUCUCAAAUGGGUCGAUCACCCUGUUGUGACAAGGUUGGCUUGAAGAAAGGACCAUGGACUCCUGAGGAAGAUCAAAAACUCUUGGCUUAUAUUGAAGAACAUGGUCAUGGAAGCUGGCGUGCCUUGCCUGCAAAAGCUGGCCUUCAAAGAUGUGGUAAGAGCUGCAGACUUAGAUGGACUAAUUAUCUAAGACCUGACAUUAAGAGAGGCAAAUUCAGUUUGCAAGAGGAACAGACCAUCAUUCAACUCCAUGCCCUCUUGGGGAACAGGUGGUCAGCUAUAGCCACUCACUUACCAAAAAGAACAGACAAUGAAAUCAAAAACUAUUGGAAUACCCAUCUUAAGAAAAGAUUAACCAAAAUGGGCAUUGAUCCAGUCACUCACAAGACUAAAAAUGAUGCUCUGCUGUCCACUGGUGGCCAAUCCAAGAAUGCAGCUAACCUUAGCCACAUGGCUCAGUGGGAAAGUGCCCGGCUCGAAGCCGAGGCUAGAUUGGUUAGAGAAUCAAAGCUUAGAUCAUCUUUUAACAACACCCCAACAACAUACAAUCUUUCAUCAGCUUCAGCUCAGCCAAAUAGGUCACUUGACAUACUGAAAGCUUGGAGUAGUGGUGGGUGUGACUUGGAGUCUCCAACAUCAAUUCUCAGAUUCUCUGAAAAUGCACCACCUAUCAUGACUUCCUCAGUUGGGGACAACUCAGUUCCUACAAUUGAAUUUGUGGGUACUUCAGGUAAUUCAUCAUCAGAGACAGGAAUUAUCAAAGAAGAAGGGGAAGAAGAUUGGAAAAGUAUGGAGAAUUCUGUGUCUUUCACUUCAGGACUUCAUCAUGAUAUGACUCUAUCUAUUGAAGCUGCUUGGACUUCUCCAGAAUCUUUGAGAGGUAAUAGUGAGCAUGUUAGUAUUAUGGAGGAAGAAGGCUUUACUAGUCUUCUGCUUAAUGAUUCCGUUGACCGGAGUUUAUCCGAUGGUGGCAAAGACAGUGACAAUUGUGGUGGUGGUGAAGGUAGCGAGUAUUAUGAAGAUAACAAGAAUUACUGGAACAGCAUUUUAAAUUUGAUGAACUCUUCCCCAGAUCAUUCACCAAUGCUGUGACGAGGACAUUAUUCGGUGUGCAUUUGAGAUGUUUCGAUUGUUAAUAGCUCAAUUAUCUCGACUUAGUUAUUGCAGCUAAGCAUAGAUAGAUUUCAACCGGUACAAGCUGGCCUGUUCAAUAAAAUCUACGUCUCUCUCUUGGUUCUUUUUUAAUAUAGUAGUGUAAUGAACAAAAUUUGUUCUAAAGUUGGUGUACUUGUAUUGGAUAAUUGCGGUUAAUUAGUUAUAUAUAUAGUCUGACUUUGUGUCUUUCGAAGUGAA
Messenger RNA from Tripterygium wilfordii, 1447 nucleotides. RefSeq names its product transcription factor MYB106-like. The record is from RefSeq and is a predicted model, not a curated record. Lineage: Eukaryota; Viridiplantae; Streptophyta; Magnoliopsida; Celastrales; Celastraceae. The coding region runs from base 101 to 1186 and encodes 361 amino acids. The transcript is spliced from 3 exons.